AUGAACGCUGUCAAAGACCGUUUAACUAGAAACAAGAUUUAUACAGAUAUAACAAGUGGGAGCUUUGGAGAAGGAUUAGAGAUGCGAGGCAGUGAUUAUGAUUUUAUGCAGGUUGACAAGAGUAUAGAAGUUUAUGUUAAGAAACCCCCUUUUAAACCAAAUAUAACAUAUGUUUCAAUGGAUACAGACGAUAUUAAGCCGUGUUAUAGUCUGUUGCGGCUUGAACAUAUUAGUGAUUAUUAUAAACCUCUACAUGUUCCAAACUGUGAGGAACUAAAUGGUAAAUAUUAUUUAUCGAGUGCUUUAUUCAAACAUGGGCUCUUAUCUAGUGGUUAUCCAAAAGUUCAUGGACCGUGUCUAACUAAUGAAACUGGGCUGUUGGACCUUGCCGCUUCCUUACAUUGCAAAAAUUGGAUAGCGCCUGCUUUGCAAUGGAUAACAAGAUCAAGUAACGAAUGGCCCAGUCACAAUAUCAAGCAAAGUAUUAUAGAACACGGAGUACUUUUUGUACCAAUCGGAGUUAAGGGAUCACAAAAAGAGAAUCUAGAAUGGCGAAUAUCAUUUUCUGUUGGUGAAAAAAUAUUGAUAAAUACCUUUACACAUACUCAGUUAUUAUGCUAUGGUCUCAUGAAAAUUCUUGUUAAGGAUGUACUUUCCACCUAUUUCGAAUGUAAAGAUUUACUCUGCUCGUAUUUCCUAAAAACAAUUAUUUUCUGGAUUUCUGAAGAACUGCCUCUAUCCGUAUGGACACGUGAAAAUCUAAUACCUUCUUUUAUGCGAUGCUUGAACAGGUUGAUAUAUAGUGUCGAAUAUUCAGUCUGCCUGCAUUAUUUUAUUCCAGAGUACAAUAUGUUUGAGAUUAAAAUAGAGGGACGUCCCCGUAAAAUACUUUUAGAAAAACUUUCUAACUUGCAUAGUUACGGUUGGCAAUGCAUCUUGUUUUCAGAUCAAAUAUUUAACUUUAAUGUAUCAAGGAGGGAUUUUCAUAUAGAAUCUCAUACAUUGUAUGUGCAUUUAGUUGACAAAACAAUAAGGUCAGGUUUAAUGUUUGUGGCAAAUAUCCUCGUUUGCGCAAUACCAACACACGACGGGGGUGUAUUCAGUAGAGGAAUACAACAUAUUGCUUCAUCUGACAAAUCUUCGAUAAAGUACUUAUUUGCAUACUACAUGUCAAAAUUACGUGCAUUAAAUGCCCAAUAUCUACCCCAGGACAUUGAACACAUCAAUAAUAAAUAUAAUUACAAACAGUACAAAACAUGUAUCUGUACUCUGCUGCAGAGUAUCUAUCAUGACGCUGUAUCUGGAUGGCUUAUGUUAGCUUCGUUGUUUUACAAGGAACAUCGAUAUACUGAAGCUUUAGAAAUCAUCCGGUAUUCUAUUGCGAAAUUCACUCCGGAAAAACUGUACCACUUCAUGCAUGUGUCGGAUGUUUUGUACCCAAUGCUAAAACUUAAAUCGAUUCGGAAGAAAUGUAUUGUUAAUCUGUGGAAAUACUUUCUUAUAGAUAUUAUUCAAUUUACAAGGAAUUCUAUAUUGAUACCGGAUGAACUACUGUUAGACGUGAAUGAAGCACCGUUUUUUCUUGCGUCUUCAGUGUAUGCUUAUUUCCUCAAUUUUCUUUGUCAUUAUCAUCUUAACAAUGUCAGACAAUGUAAGUUUUCCCUUCACAGUCUACAAAUGGUUAUACAAGAAAAUUAUUAUUUCAAAGCUCAGGCCUUCACCAUUCUUGGUGUUGCCUUUCAAUUAUUCGGUGAUACUGAAUCAGCACGACAAGCAUUCUUACAUUCUGUUAAUUUAGAGCCAGGUCAUUUGGAUAAUUCUGCCGUAAAAAGACUCAUGUUCAUGCGUUAA
Mytilus trossulus (common blue mussel) is the source of this 1851-nucleotide messenger RNA. RefSeq lists its product as uncharacterized. The transcript has a single exon. Gene Ontology annotation, molecular function: protein binding. The coding region runs from base 1 to 1851 and encodes 616 amino acids. NCBI's taxonomy places the organism in Eukaryota, Metazoa, Mollusca, Bivalvia, Mytilida, Mytilidae. The record is from RefSeq and is a predicted model, not a curated record.